UUUAAGAGCAGCCACUGUCAUAUUCAAACGCUAUUCUUGCCUGGAAAAGAAAUCUAUCUAAAACAUCAAAAUGCAUAGUUGAAUACUAUGUGAUUUAUAUUUGUAUUUGUUUAAACGUAACAAUCGUGUCGCAAUCCAACUUCCUGCACAUGCGUGGUUGUCGUGCAGUGAGGGACAGGUAAUGAUGGCUAAUGAAAGUGCUGUGCUGCUGUCUCUGGUGGAGGAAUUUGUCUCAGGACUGCAGGACAGCAAAGCCAAAGACACAGCAGCAGGUGUCAAAAAUGGAGAUUUUACCAUUCUGCAGCUUGUGGAAGCUUUGGGGCUAAGUCUGACCAGCACUCAGCCUCACACUCGAGCCAGAGGUGUCCAGCUGCUCUCGCAGGUCUUACAGGACUGCUAUGGUGACCUCACAGAAAGAGAAGUGGAAGUGCUUAUAGCGUUUUAUGAGAACCGGCUAAAAGACCAUUACGUCACCACGCCGCCUGUUUUACAAGGCCUAAAAACACUGACAAAGUGUACGACAUUACCUCCUGGCUCGGCUGUUUCCAUAUUGAAGUCUUUGUUUCAGGAUGUUCAUGUUCAGUCGUUGCUACUGGCAGAUAGAGCGUGCGUCUACAACAUGCUCAUCAAUGUCAUGGAAAGUAGAGAGGCUGAACUUAAGAGUUUGGGAGCAGAUUUUGUGUUUGGUUUUGUGCAGUCAAUGGAUGGAGAAAGGGAUCCUCGCAACCUCCUUUUAGCCUUUCAGAUCGGCAAGAACAUCAUCCACAAAGGCUACAACCUAGGUAAAUUCACAGAGGAGAUGUUUGAAGUGACGUCCUGCUAUUUCCCAAUUGACUUCAAUCCGCCACCCGAUGACCCACACGGUAUCAGCAGAGAGGAACUGAUCCAGGCGUUAAGAGAUGUCCUGACUGGGACCCCUAAAUUUGCUGAGUUUCUGUUACCCCUCAUCAUUGAGAAGCUUGACUCGGAUGUUCAGAAUGCAAAACUGGACUCGCUUGAAACCCUGACUGCUUGUGUGUCACGAUAUGAGCACACGGACCUGGCAGGGUUCCUCGAUGGACUGUGGACAUCACUGCGUAGAGAGGUGUUUCAAACCUCGAGCGAAAGGAUUGAGUCGGCGGGCCUCGCCGCUCUUACCGCCAUCACUUCCUGUCUGUCUCGCUCGGUUCUCAACUCGGACUCCGAUGACGCCCUCGGCACCUUCCUUGAGAUGGUUCUUAAAGACUGCAAUCAUCAUCUAUGUGAGCCCGACCUGAAACUGGUGUGGCCCAGCGCCAAGCUGCUCCAGGCCGCCUGCAGCGCCUCCAACAGGGCGAGUCACAUCAUCACUGCAGCCGUCAUGCCUGCGCUCAUCAGUCAGUACAACAGCAGAACUGAGUGUUCCCAUAGACGCACAUUGUUGGAGGUGAUGCAACGCUUUGUUCAGUCUGUAAAAAUCAGCCAGUCAUCAGAGAAUGAAGAGCGAGUUCUAUCUGGCGUCUGUUCCUCGUUGUGCUGCGUGACCUUUUCUGCGCUCUCCGAGAGUAACAGCAGUCUGCAGGUCACCGCCGCAUCCGUGCUCACCUCACUUGCACAACAAACGGGUUUGUUGUCAAACUCUCAAACUGAGAUGGCCGUCGAUCACCUGACCCGACUGUUGCUGUCAGAUGAGGAUGACAAAGUCAGUCUUGCUGUGGUGGAUUGUGCUGGAGGCUUGGCAGAAGUGCACCCAACCGUUUUCAUCACCAAUAUGAUUCCAACGAUAAAGAAAGUCAUGUUUUCUGAACCGAUGGAGCAAGAUGGAGAUUUUGUGCAACAUUUCCAUCCUGCGGUGCGUCAGCGCUGUUUGUCCAUGCUCGCCGCAGUGUCCACCCGGCCCAGUGUCGCUAAGGAAAGCACGCCUGUCCUCUUGGAUGUCCUCCGUUCAGCACAUUCUGGCAAAGUUGGUUUCUCGACAGACGAGGCAGCGCUGACGUGCCGCAGCCUCCAGAGAAUAGCGGAGAAGGUUGAAGACACCGAAGAGUCGGGGCGUUGCUUCCACGAAGAUAUCAUCCUGCAACUGUUGUCGCUAGCACUCCAGGCAGCACUUCAGGGCGAAAGAUCAUCAGGUCACCACAGUCCUCUGGCGGACGAGGUGGUUCUGUCCACCAUGGUCGCUGUCAUUGGUACAGCCUGCUCUCGGUUGCAACCCACAAUGGCGGGCCAGACGGCGGCAAGGUUUGUCUCUCUCUUCCUGAAUGGUGACGUCUCCUUUUUGCCUGACAACUCCUUCCCUUCACACAUCAAGCUGCUUGCAAAUCAGCAUCAGGACGAUUCCUGGAGGCAGUCUCAGAUGGUUUGUCUGCUGAUGGGCUGUGUGUGUUCCUUACCUCGCACCGUGACGGUGCCCCAGAUGGAGCGGCUGCUGUCAGAGCUUGAGGACAUGAGCUGUACCUCCAGCCACACGCUGUCUUACACCUCGGCUGCCAAGUGUUUUGCUGGGUUGGUCAACAAGAUGCCUCAGGGUGACUCUCUAGACAACCGACUUGACAAGACAACAGCCAGAAUCUUCAGCGAGUUGAAGUCUGUAGCUUCACGUGUGCGCACACAAGCGUUCACACUUCUGGUCUGGGUUAGCAAGGCUCUUCUUCUCCGCUACCACCCCACAUGCACAGCCCUGACGGACAAGCUCUUCUCACUGCUGGAUGAUGCCGACCUCGGCCCUGCCGCCGCAGAUGGAUUCUCCUUGCUGAUGAGCGACACGGCGGACGUUCUUACUCGUAGUUGUCACGCGGAUGUGCGCAUCUUGUAUCGCCAGCGCUUCUUCAGUGAGAACUCGUCCAAAUUGGUGCAGGGUUUCAACGCGGCUCCUGAAGAAAAGAAACCCAACUACUUGAAGGCUCUGUCCAACAUCGUCAACAAACUACCCAAACUGGUUCAAGUGACUGAGUUACCCGCGCUACUGUCAUUGCUGCUGGAGGCCUUGACGUGUCCUGACCGGGGCGUCCAGCUGUCCACUCUGACCUGUCUGGAGCCGGUCCUUGCUGACCCGCCACCAGCGCUCAUCCAACAGCUGGAAGCAUUGUUCAACAGGCUGCUGGCACUCACGUCCAGUCCUGCUAUGAGCGUGAGGAUCUCCUCCCUGCGGUGCAUUCAUGCCCUUUCCUGCUUCCCUGAACAUGAAGUGUUGCCGUUUAGAGCCCGAGUGCUGCGGGCCUUAGCCAAACCUCUGGACGACAAGAAGAGACUGGUGAGAAAGGAGGCGGUCCUGGCGCGAUCCGAGUGGUUUCUUCUUGGAAGCCCUGGAGGAAGAUGAUUGUUUUUGUGGCUGUUUUUAAAUAUAUUUCAAAAAAGUCUACCUUCCACUUGCCAAGAGUAAAGAGGACCCCACUGAAGUGUAUGCAGUA
This is a messenger RNA of Doryrhamphus excisus (bluestripe pipefish), 3365 nucleotides long. It is a transcript of the gene mms19, whose product is annotated as MMS19 homolog, cytosolic iron-sulfur assembly component. NCBI's taxonomy places the organism in Eukaryota, Metazoa, Chordata, Actinopteri, Syngnathiformes, Syngnathidae. Gene Ontology annotation, cellular component: MMXD complex; cytosolic [4Fe-4S] assembly targeting complex. The record is from RefSeq and is a predicted model, not a curated record.